Capronia coronata CBS 617.96 is the source of this 4047-nucleotide messenger RNA. RefSeq lists its product as uncharacterized. The coding region runs from base 1 to 4047 and encodes 1348 amino acids. NCBI's taxonomy places the organism in Eukaryota, Fungi, Ascomycota, Eurotiomycetes, Chaetothyriales, Herpotrichiellaceae. The record is from RefSeq and is a predicted model, not a curated record. The transcript has a single exon.
AUGGCGUCUGAAAAGCGUUUACGACAAAUCUCCCAAAACAAACCCCGCCCUCCUCCCGGCUUGAAAAGAUCAACAAGCCUGCGCCGCGCCUACAAUUACCUCUUCCACCAGGACAACCCUGUCUCGCGACCCGUGCCACAGAAGAGGGCCACGGCACCUCCCAGAUCUGACCAUGCUACCAGCUCCCAAGAACCGAACCAGGAGGAUGACGUUCGAAAAGAGUUGCUACAGUGUCGGAGGGAGCUCGAAGUAGCCAGAGAGAAACUCAUGUCUCAGGAUAGGGAGUUGGCAGAUCUCCAUCAACAUACGCAAAGACUGGAGACACGGUACAGAGAAAAAGAGGCGUCAUUGAAGCAUGAGAAGGUCGCCCUGGAGGAGAAUAUGGUGGCUGUGGUCGUGCAGCAAAUAAGAGAGGCCCAGAAAGCCGAACGACAGGCAGUGCGGGAAGAAUGCAAUCUAGAACACCAGGCGACAACGGAAUCUGUUCACCACAAAUACAAAUCCAGGGUCGCCAUCCUGACCCAGGAAUUGCAUGAUGCGCGUGCCGGAAAAGAGCAGCUCAAGGUCAGCCACGAGAAUGAACUGAAUCGGCUCCGGACCGAAGCGGCUUGCCUCACUGCUGAUCUCGAAGCUGCCAAAACAGCCAUUGCCGAGACGACUGCGGCGUUGAAUGGUGUGCAGCAAGCGUCGGCGACCGCGCUUGAGGAGUCGGAAAAGGCGAACAAUACUCUAAAAGCGGAGCUGGAAGCACAUAUAGCCACCCUCACCGAGCAACUCACUGGCGUGCGCUCGGGACUACAACAUGCAGAAACUAGACUUGAGGAUCGCAUCAAACAGUAUGAUGACCUGCAGCAAAACUCCUCCGCAGCCCUGGAGGAUGCCAAUAAGUCCCUUGCAACUCUCAAGGCAGAAUUGGAAUCCCAGAUACAGACUCAAGCCAUGGAGCUCUCUGCAGCCAAAGAUUGCCUUGAUGCUGCGUCCAAGGAGCGGGAAACCGAGACUUCUGCCAAACACAUCAUCCAAAACGAACUCGAGACUACGCGUGCCCAGAUUGCAGAACUCACCACCGAGCUCCAGGGCUAUGAUGAAGCAAAAAAAGCAUUAUCUGCGUCAGAAGCAAAAGUUGCUGAAUUGGCAGCACAUCUUCAAGAGAGUUCAUCGAACCAGGCAGCUCUCGAAGCAUCUGAGAAGCAGGUCGCUCAGCUUAUGGUAGACCUUGGAGCCUUUGAGGCUUGCAAGGAGGAGCUUGAGAGUUCUCGUAAUAGAGUCGCCGAGUUGGCUGUGGAGCUUGAAGACAACCAGGCAUCGAAAGAAGCUUUGGCGGAGGCAGAAUCAAAGAUUGCUUCAUUAUCGGCACAAUUGGAAGAGUAUUCUCAACUCCGAGCAGAACUUGACGUUGAGAUGCAACGUUCGGCAGAUCUGUCCAAGGACCUGGAAACACACAAAAUCGCCACUACUGAGUUAGGUGACAGACAUGAAGAGACGGAAGCACGCGCUACCGCCUUGCAGGAGGAGCAUUCUUCAGUGGUCAGCGAACUUCAGUCGUUGAAGGCAACUCUGGCGGCAGAAGUAGCCCGGGUUGCAGAAUCCAAAGAGCAACAUGAGCAGCAUAUCAAGGGCCUCGACUCGUCACGUCAAGAAUUACAGACCGCUCAUGAAGAGGUCCAAGCGAAGUUGAAGGCUCUUGAAGAGAACAACAAGACGCUCGAGUUAGAGCUGGAAGCAAGCAAACUUGCCGCAAUUGACCACGAAGCUGAAACGUCCAAGCUUACAGGUCAACUUGUUGCCGCACAAAACGAUUCACAGGCGGUCAAGGCCCAGCUUGCUGCUCUUGAGGCAGAUAAGCUGCAGCUCGCGGAAAGUCUGGCCGCGGCUCAGAUGGAGGCUGAGUCGAGAGAACAACGAAUGUCUGCCAUCCAAGCCGACAAUACAAAGUUGGCUGAACAGCUCAAGGCCUACGAAGCGGACGUUCACAAGCUUCGAGAAGAGCAUUACACCGCCAAUACAGCAAAAGCAUCCGAGUCACAAAAGGUUGCUGACUUGGAAGUCAAUCAGACCAAGCUUGUCGAGGAACUUGAGACGCUGAAGAACACCCUCCCCGUUUCCACCGCUCAGAUCACAAGCCUCGAGGACGAAAAGGCUAGACUAACAGCACGUGUCCAGGAUUUGGAACAUGCCCAGGCUACUGCCAACGAUAAGAUUGCUAAAGUUGAGGCAGAGAAUUCGGAGUAUGCCUCUCAGCUUCAGAAAGCCGCUCAGACUGUGGAGGAGAACAAAGCGGAGCUAGAAAUCUCGAAAUCAGCCACAGCCGAAAUAGGGAGGAGGCUCGAGCAAGCACAACAGGAAAAGGUGGAAGCGGAGAAGCAGCUAGCGGCUCUUGAAGAACGACUCAAAGCCGUCCAGGCUAAUUAUGAAGACAUAACUGCGAGAACAACCGCCGUCGAGACUGAGAAGGCAUCUGUGGAAGCUUGUCUCGUCGAAGUACAACAGUUGCACGAGUCAACUAGAUGCGAUCUAGAAUCCAAGCUUGCGGCUGCCGAUGACACUCUACAAAAGGCUAGCGAAGAAUCCCGUGUCUCCAUCAACGAGCUUGAGGACAAACUGGCUGCACUCGAUGUCUUCCACAAAUCUGCCGAGGAAGCCUUGGAGAAAGCUCAGGCCCACUCAGAGGCAGCCAUGGCCGAAAUGGAAGCGAGAUUGACGGAAGCACGAACAGCCCAGAAACUGGCCGAGGAGAAGCUGGAAACAGUACAGGCAGCUGCCAGUACAUCAAGAACCGAACUUGAGCAGCAGCUCGCUGACGCCAAAACGGCCCAGAAAGACGCAGAGGAGGCUUUUGCUAUAGCAACACAGAAACUCGAGGAUCACAGCAGCCUAGAAACAACCCUCGCGACUGCGUUGGCCGCCCAGAAGUCCGGCGAAGAAGCACUCGAAGCGAUGCGCCAGAGAAUGGAACAGCUUGAAGAGGCACAAGCAGGCCUCGAGUCCCAGCUGCAGCAGUCCGAGAGCAGACGAGUCGAAGCUGAGAAAGCCGCACACGAGUUGCGCGAUUUCAAGACUGUAUUGGAACAUAAUUUGAGUCAAGCCGAAGAAGAAAAGGCGCACGCCGAGCAGAAAGUGAAAGACGCAAGGGACAAGCUCGCACAGGUGCAGGGUGAACUCGACUCUGCCAUCCAAGAUAAAACCGACAUAGCCGAGAGGACUUCCAGAGAGCUCGAAGCCAAAGCAGCCGAGCUCACAACCGCGCUCGCUUCCCAGGUGGAGACUGCUUACCGUGUGAAUGAAGCCGAGGCUCAGCUGGAAUCGAUGCACACUGAGCAGCAGGCUCUGCGGCACCGUCUGAAGGAGCUCGAAUCGGAGCUUGAGACUCUGGAAACGAAGUCAUCUGCCUUCGACAGCGUCAACAAAGAGCUCGAAUUGAAAGCCCAGGCAAUUCAAGAACUGACAGCCAGCAAGAACGAGACAGAGACGCAGCUGAAUAAAACCGUCGCGAAGCUCGAUGCGGUUCAAGCAGAAAUAGAAUCUCUUCGGACGUCUGAAGCUUGCGCUGCUCAAAACGAGACAAUUGACCUGGAUGGCAAAGAACAGAAGCGCAAACCCGCCUCGGAGCACAUUGCGCAAGAAAUGUCAGGCCUGCAGACUGAUCUGGAAGCCAAGAACAGUGAAAUCGCAGACCUCAAAGCGUGGAAGCAGAAAGUCGAGGAAGACAUAGAAAGCCUAGCUGGGCGGCCGUCAGUGACGACGUCUGGAGAAUCCAGCGUCCCACAUGAGGAGACGGUGCUGUCUACCAUGGACGAGGACAAAACUUCCACGGUGGCUGUUGUCAACGGUGACGAUGACGGCCAAGACAGGAGAGGUGAGAGAGACAGCAAGUCUCACGGAGGUGGUUGUGACACCAAGUCAGAUGACAAGACAGAUGAGCCAGGUGAGCCAAAUGAGGCGGACCAUACGAACGACGAAGUGGAUUUGCCUGAGAAGGAGAACGGAGAUAAUUAUCACACAUCUCGAAUUGAUGCUGGCCACGUCGAGACGGGCGACGAGAAUUGA